Molecule: messenger RNA, 4899 nt
Organism: Erigeron canadensis
Lineage: Eukaryota; Viridiplantae; Streptophyta; Magnoliopsida; Asterales; Asteraceae
Product: chromatin-remodeling ATPase INO80
Exons: 23
Coding region: 142-4632 (1496 amino acids)
Biological process (GO): DNA repair
Cellular component (GO): Ino80 complex
Molecular function (GO): ATP-dependent chromatin remodeler activity; ATP binding; histone binding
Source: RefSeq, a predicted model, not a curated record
UCUUCUCAUCACACUUAUUAUUAGGGUUUCACUUUCACUUUCUCUCUCUAUACUUACAAAUUAGUAUAAGUAUAUUAUAUAUCAUCAUUAUUAUUAUUUUCAGCUCUCAAUUAUCUUCAAAUUGCCGAUUUUCGUCAUCGCAUGGACUCCGAUCGCCAUCUCAGAAACUCGUAUAAUUAUAAUAAUCUCUUCAAUCUCGAGUCACUGACAAAGUUUCAAGUACCUCAAGCUGACGAAUUUGAAUAUUAUGCAAAUAGUAGCCAGGCUGAGAGCAGAGGUAGCCGAGGUGUACCAAUGACUGAGAGAAGCAAUGGAAUGAUGUUUGAAAAGAGAAAGAGGCGAAACCCGUAUAGCAGUGAUGAGGAGCAGGAGGAUGGCAGUUAUGAUACGUACGUCACUGAGGAGAGGUAUAGAGCAAUGCUUGGGGAGCAUGUUCAUAAGUAUAAGAGAAGGCACAAAAGUAGCAACUUUCCAGCUACUGCUUCCACCCGAAACGGCUCUGGCAACCAUAAAAUAGGGAAUGGCCGUCCAGUAGGAACACACAAGAUUGAAAUGAUUCCUCAGAAUCUCGGGCACUACAAAGAGUCCGUGUUUGCUCCAGAGUCUGCCAUGGAUAGGUCAGUGUAUGAACCUGCUUAUCUGGAUAUUGGGGAGGGUGUCACUUACAAGAUUCCCCCCACUUAUGAAAUGUUGGUUACUUCAUUAAACUUGCCUAGAAUGUCGGAGAUCCGAAUGGAGGAGUUCUACCUUACAGGCACACUUGAUUUGGGCUCAUUAGCUUCUAUGAUGUCUGCUGACAAAAGGCUUGGCCCCAGAAAUGUUGUAGGGAUGGGUGAGCUUAAACCACAGUAUGAUUCACUCUGGGCAAGAUUAAGUUCUCGAACAGUAAAUAAUGCCCCCCAGAAGUUUAGUCUAAAAGUUAGUGAUGCUGUAUUAGACUCUUAUUCUGCCCCCGAAGGAGCAGCUGGCGGCUUUAGGCGAUUCAUCAUGUCAGAAAGUGGAGUGCUGCAGGUGCACUAUGUGAAGGUGUUAGAGAAAGGUGACGCCUAUGAGAUUAUUGAACGUAGUCUUCCUAAGAAGCAAAAGGAAAUAAGAGAUCAAUUGAUGAUUGAGAAAGAGGAGAUUGAUAGAGUUGAUAAAUAUUGGGUGAACAUGGUCAGAAAAGACAUUCCAAAGCAUCACAGGUUUUUUAUCAACUUUCACAGAAAGCAAUUAACUGAUGCAAAGAGGUUUUCCGAGACAUGUCAAAGAGAGGUGAAGAUGAAGGUGAGCAGAUCACUUAAGUUGAUGAGGGGUGCUGCAAUUCGCACAAGGAAACUAGCAAGAGAUAUGUUGGUGUUUUGGAAGAGAGUGGAUAAAGAGAUGGCUGAAGUAAGGAAAAGAGAAGAAAAAGAAGCUGCUGAAGCUUUGAAGCGCGAACAGGAGCUUCGUGAAGCCAAGCGGCAACAACAGAGACUAAACUUCCUCUUAUCUCAAACAGAACUAUAUGGUCACUUCAUGCAGAAUAAGUCAACUCCCCAGCCUUCUGAGGCUUUACUCGAAGAUGAUAAGAUGGAUGGUCAAGAAGCAAUUAUGAGCUCUUCAGAAUUGGUUGCGCAGGAAGAAGAUCCCGACGAGGCUGAAAUGAAAAUGGAGGCCCUAAAAGCAGCCCAAGAUGCAGUCUCCAAGCAGAAACAAAUCACAAGUGAAUUUGAUGAUGAAAUUUUGAGGUGGCGUCAAGUUACAGGAGCUGAGGACCCUGAGCAACUAGCUUUAGUUGCUGGAUCUAGCAACAUAGAUUUGCUGCACCCCUCAAGUAUGCCGGUAGCAUCCUCAGUACAGACGCCAGAACUAUUUAAAGGUUCUCUGAAAGACUAUCAGUUAAAAGGUCUCCAGUGGCUGGUAAAUUGUUAUGAACAGGGUCUAAAUGGGAUUCUUGCUGACGAGAUGGGUCUCGGGAAGACUAUCCAAGCAAUGGCCUUCUUGGCUCAUUUGGCUGAAGUGAAAAAUAUAUGGGGGCCAUUUUUGGUUGUUGCGCCUACAUCUGUCUUGAACAACUGGGCUGAUGAGAUUGGGCGCUUCUGUCCCGCCUUAAAAACACUUCCUUAUUGGGGUGGUAUUCAAGAGCGGACAGUACUCAGGAAAAACAUCAAUCCGAAGAGACUAUAUCGUAGGGAUGCUUCAUUUCACAUUCUCAUUACCAGCUACCAACUUCUAGUAUCGGAUGAGAAGUCUUUUAGGCGUGUUAAAUGGCAAUACAUGGUUCUGGAUGAAGCUCAAGCAAUUAAAAGUUCAACUAGUAUAAGAUGGAAGACCUUGCUCAGUUUUAACUGUCGAAACCGUCUGCUUCUAACUGGAACACCUGUUCAGAACAACAUGGCCGAGUUGUGGGCUCUCCUUCAUUUCAUCAUGCCAACUCUAUUUGACAGUCAUGAGCAGUUUAACGAGUGGUUUUCUAAAGGUAUUGAAAACCAUGCAGAACAUGGAGGGACUUUGAAUGAGCACCAACUUAGCAGAUUGCAUGCGAUUUUGAAACCUUUCAUGUUGCGGCGUGUUAAGACGGAUGUGGUUUCCGAGUUAACUAAAAAGACUGAGAUUACAGUACAUUGCAAAUUGAGUUCACGUCAGCAAGCGUUUUACCAAGCUAUAAAAAACAAGAUAUCUCUUGCUGAGUUGUUUGACAGUAACCGUGGACAACUUAAUGAGAAAAAAUUUAUGAACUUGAUGAACAUUGUCAUCCAGUUGAGGAAGGUCUGUAAUCAUCCAGAGUUGUUUGAGAGAAAUGAAGGUAGUUCAUAUUUCUAUUUUGGAGAUAUUGCCAAUCCACUUCUUCCACCUCCAUUCGGAGAACUGGAGGACAUAUACUACUCCGGGAGUAAGAAUCCUAUUACGUACAAGGUACCCAAAUUAAUAUACCAAGAAGUUGUGCGACGUUCUGAUGUUUCUUUAUCUGGGGGGAAACAUGGAAUCAAGAAAGAAUUUUUUGAGAAACAUUUUAACAUAUUCUCCCCUCUAAACAUUUAUGGAUCCAUAUUUAAGCAAGACGAACAUGGAUUUUCCUCUAAAGAUGGAGCAUUUGGAUUUACUCGAUUAGUCGAUCUAUCACCAGCAGAAGCAUCAUUCAUAGCAAACGCUGCUCUAAUGGAGAGGUUAUUGUUUUCUAUUGCGAAAUCUGAUUCACGUGUUUUGGAUGGGGUUGUGGACUUGAUAAUGGAAAGUGGGGAAGAUGGUCUUGAGUGCAAUGAUUUUGGAAAGGAAAAAGUAAGAGCAGUAACAAGAAUGUUACUAAUGCCAUCAAAGUCGGAAACAAAUAUUCUUAAAAAGAGAUAUGCAACAGGACCCAUGGAUGCUCCAUAUGAGGGAUUGGUAAUCUCACACGAGGAUAGGCUUGCCUCUGAUGUCCGGCUUCUUCAUUCUGCCUUCUCUUUCAUUCCACCGAUAAGGGCACCUCCUAUCAAUACAGACUGUGCAGAUAGAGACUUCGCUUAUAGGAAUGUUGAGGAGUUACAUCAUCCUUGGAUCAAGAGGAUAUUGCUUGGGUUUGCACGCACAUCUGACUCUAAUGGACCUAGAAAGCCAGAUGGUUCUCCACACUAUUUGAUACAAGAAAUCGACAAAGAACUACCUGUUCUGCAACCUGCUCUCCAGCUCACACACAAGAUUUUUGGUUCAUGUCCACCUAUGCAGAGUUUUGAUCCUGCAAAGAUGCUCACGGAUUCGGGGAAGCUUCAAACAUUGGAUAUACUCUUGAAGCGCUUACGUGCGGGAAAUCACCGUGUUCUCUUGUUUGCACAAAUGACUAAGAUGCUGAAUAUCAUUGAGGACUACAUGAACUAUAGGAAGUACAGAUAUUUAAGGCUUGAUGGAUCCUCUACCAUAACGGACCGCCGGGACAUGGUCAAAGACUUCCAACUACGGAAUGAUAUCUUUGUAUUCUUGCUGAGCACGAGAGCUGGUGGGGUCGGGAUCAAUUUGACUGCUGCCGACACAGUCAUAUUUUACGAAAGUGAUUGGAAUCCAACGUUGGAUCUACAAGCAAUGGAUAGGGCUCAUCGGUUGGGACAAACUAAAGAUGUUACAGUGUAUAGGUUAAUUUGCAAAGAAACGGUAGAAGAAAAGAUUUUACACAGAGCUAGUCAGAAAAGUACCGUCCAGCAACUUGUCAUGACUGGUGGUCACAUACAGGGUGACAUAUUAGCUCCUGAAGAUGUUAUUUCUUUACUGAUUGAUGAUCCACAAAUGGAACAGAAGCUAAAAGAAAUCCCAGCACAGGUAAAGGAUCGUCAAAAGAGAAAAGGUGGGAUGAAAGCUAUAAGGAUAGAUGAUGAAGGUGACGCACGCUUAGAGGAUCUUACUGCUCUUGAACCUCCAGCAGAUGCAGAAACAGCCUCUCCUGCUGAGAAACCGGCAUCAAGUAAGAAGAGGAAAGCUAAUACCGACAAAGGAACUGCGAAAUCAAGGCCACAAAAAACACCUAAAAACCUUGAUUCUUUGGCCUCCAAUACAGCAGUAUCAGGAUCAGAACUGGAUGAUCAACUACCACUCUCUGACAUGGACCAGAAGCUGCCCCAGAGAACCAAGAGACCAACUAAGAGUGUAAAUGAGAAUCUUGAACCUGCAUUCACAGCAUCAACGAAUCUGCCCGAAAAUUAGAAUCCCAAAUUCUCAUAUAUAUGACAAUCCAUCAAUGUUUUAAGACAAGCCUUGAACUCUACCACAAAAAAUCACAACGCAAGCAGUUGGCUCAGAGACCAAACAUAAUCUUGUUCAUAGUAGGUUUAACUUUGCAGGCGAAGUUGUAUGAUAGUGUUGUACAGGUUAUAUAAAUAUUUAUAUAUCUAUAGCCUUCGCCAUUUGAGCAGGAAAUAACAGUACAGUGUACAUGUAGUUUUAUAAGUAAUUUUAUGACCUGUUGCUAAA